GUAAGAAAGGCAAGGAUAAUCGUGCGUAUCGUUGAGAAGGUGAGACUUAAAAAUGGCGCUUCGAAGAUGGCCGCGCAAUAAUGGCGGCAUUCUUACGACCGUAUUAACAAAGAAAAAGUUGUUAAGGCGUUUGCCGCUUGUUGUCGCUCGAAUGCGACGAUACGAAUCGUUGUGAAUAUCGGAACCCAGCCCAGUUCGGAAAAGAUGUCGACAAUCUCUAUUGCGGUUGCGUAUCGAUGCCGGUGAAUGCAAUGUCGAGUGGGUAAAAAGGUGAGUGGUGGGGUUAGAUGCAAGACGAAGAGGAAGAGGAGAAGGUGGUGGAAGAGGAAGAGGAGAAGGAGGAGGUAAAGAGGGGGGUGGGGAGGGGCAAAGAAAAGGUAAAGCAAAGGGUAGAAGAGGUUAUGAACUCUAACCCACGGAUGGUCGACGAAGUGUGGUAGCUGCUAUGAACUGUCCAAAUGACGCGUGGUCAGAUCGGUCAUCGCUGUUGGCGAUAAAGGGAGAAAUGGAUAGAGAGCAUAGAGAUCAACGUGAUCACGAUAAUCCGAAUGAGAACGAGGGAGAGCGGAAAAGUGGAAUGGAUUUUCGUAGUAUUUCGCAUCAUCAUGGAGCAGCGGAUCAAACAACGGAUGCCGACUCGGAGAGAGAUAUGGAAAUCGAUCGAAAUGAUCGGCUGCACGACGAUAAAACGGAUCAAAUGUUGGAAAGAAAUUUUCACAAUUUAGAGCGUCAUCCAGCUAUGAGAGAUAUGGAGAGAGAUCAGAACAAUCACGUUGAUAACUUACACGAUGAUAAAAUUGAUCAUAAAAUGAGUAGAGAUUACCGCAAUAUGGGACAUCAUCCAGCCAUGCUUCACUUACACUCCGGCAUUGAACACUUAAGUAAUGUCGACGUAGAGGUUAAAUUGGCAAGAGACGUAAGAGGUUCUUUAGGUUUAGGAUUAUCCCUAGAAUUAUGCGUGGUAUGUGGAGACCGAGCAAGUGGUAGGCAUUACGGAGCUAUAAGUUGCGAAGGCUGCAAAGGUUUCUUUAAACGCAGUAUUCGUAAGCAAUUAGGUUACCAAUGUAGAGGAAGUAAAAGUUGCGAAGUUACCAAACAUCAUAGAAACCGUUGCCAAUAUUGUAGGCUUCAAAAGUGUCUGGCAAUGGGUAUGAGAAGUGACUCUUGGGGUGUUGUAGCCGUUCAACACGAACGAAAACCAGUAUUAGGAGAAACUGCUGGAGCAAAGGUUGGGAGUCGUAGUCCCAGAGUCAAACCGGAACCACAGCAGCCUGUUCCUGAAGCUCCUCAAACUUGGGAACAGCCUGAAAGUCCUAGUAUGGAAGACCAAAGCAGCGACAGCGAUUUAAGCGAUGCUUUGACGUUAGCUAGGGAACGUUUGUUAAUAUCUCAUGCAUUGGACAGUAUGGCCAAGCUUAUCGGUGAUAGUGUGAAUGGUUCGAGUGAACCUGACGAAGAGUGGACGGGCCAAUUGAUCUCAGAAAGACAUACAUUGUUCGAACUGAGAGCACCUAGCCCUGCACCCGCAUACUUAUCUAUACAUUACAUAUGUGAAAGUGCAGCAAGGUUACUGUUUUUGUCUGUACACUGGGCAAGAGGGAUUCCUGCCUUUCAAGCCCUACCAUCGGAGAUCCAAACUACGUUGGUGCGUAGUUGCUGGGGACAAUUAUUUACAUUAGGUCUUGCACAGUGCGCAUAUACUUUGUCCCUUCCUAGUAUCCUGACAUCUAUAAUAAAUCAUCUUCAAGCUAGUAUCGCACAGGAAAAAAUUACCGCUAGCAAAGUGAAGUCUGUUACAGAACAUAUAUGCAGAUUGCAAGACUGUGUAAGUUCUCUUCACAAAUUGCAAGUAGAUUCCGUCGAGUACGCCUAUCUUAAAGCCUUAACGCUCUUUAGCGCAGACAAUGUACUGGCUGGCAUUUGGCGUAAAAAAGUUGAAGUUCUACAAGAAGCAGCGUGGACGGAAUUACAACAACGAGUAGGAUCUGACAGAUUACCUCGUCUUUUAUUAAAACUUGCACCUCUUCGGUCGAUUAACCCUAGGGUGUUAGAAGAUCUCUUUUUUGCAGGUCUUAUUGGUAGGGUAAGCGUAGCUAGUGUAGUGCCUUAUAUUCUGACUAUGCAAGAUUGUAAACCAGAACCUGAAAGUCACAUGGGGUGACAAUUACUCUUAGUGCAAUGUAAGUCGUGACCUGAAAAGGUGAUAUAUUUAUAAAUUAUCACAGGAUGCUUAUAGUAUAUUUUUAUAUAAGGAUAAAAAAGAAGAUCUAUAGAGCAAAAUGUAUUUUUAUAUCGUGCAGAUAACAGUUAUUAAGUAUCUUCCGAUUGUAAAAAGAAAACAUUUAUUUGUGAUAUUCUCAAAUAUAUUGUAAUAUGUUGUGCAAAACUAACUGAACUUUUGCAAUAAUUGUUUAGUAUCCGUAAAGUAAUUAUUUUGAAAUACUACUUAAAGUAAGAGUGCCUUGCAAUAAUAAUCUGUAUUUUAACAUCGUCUUGUAUGCUAUACGCUCUAUAGCAACUUCUUCUAAACUUGAGGUAUUGUAUGUUACAUAUUCAUAUUUUUUAAGGCAAUAUUAUUUCAUAACUUAUUAUUAGUAAGGGCAUUGCCUCUUACCAAAGUAGUAGUUAAUUUGUAUUUUAUGUUAUAAGAAUUACAAUUUUAUUUUAUUAUUAAAAAUUUUUAAAGCAAUUUCUCUCUUAUCGCAUAAUUUAAUACAAAAAUUUCAAGCGAACACAAGAAAUAUUACAUAAUACAUGAUAUUAGAGAAGUUCAUAUUUAAAUUUAGACAUCUUGUAGAUAUUUAAUAGUUUUAUGUGACACGGUAGGGAUCACUGCGAAUUUUUUAUCGAGAAAUUUUAACGUUAACAAAGCAGUACGUGUAAGCCAUUCAACAUUUAACAACAAAAUUUGAUGUAGAUAUUGCGACUGAGUCAUGACGUGGGCAAAUAAUUAUGAAAGUAGUCUAAAUCAUCGGGGAUAUUAAAAGACAUAUUCUGUUACAUUUCAUUUUGAAAAAAUUCGACUUCAAAGAUGAAGAUAUCUCGAAACGAAAAAUGUACGAUUUGGAUCACUUUCAUAAUCACCGGCUCGUAUAUGAUUUUUUCAUUCGCGUAAAAAUAAGCGACUGAUAAUACUGCAUUUCUUGCAAUAUAAUUUUUUUUUUUUUUUUUUUUUUUAAUUUAUAACGAACAGUUCGCGCAAUAUAUUUUCAUAACAUAAUGUAAAAACAAUCUCCUCUGAAAGUAUUUUCUUUUUUUUUUUAUUCUUUACAAUUAUCGCAAAGUUUACACGAACUAGGUACGUUGUUUAUAAAAGAGACAUACACACAUAAUGUGUUUCCAUGAAUAGCAUGAAUACUUAAUGUAGAUUAAGGGAAUUAGAGAAUCACGUAUGUACUUACUUAAUUACGUGUAAAAAUUGUUAUUAUUACAUAAUUGUCGAGCGAACAAUCGUAUAUCAAAAUAGGCAUAAUUAUAAAUAUUUUUAUAAACAUUAUUUACAGUUAUCUUUUUCGAAAAGUAAGAGCUAUUUCUUUUCUUUAAGAUGAAAAUAAUAUUUUAGAUUUAGAGACUAUUUUUAAUACACAGGGUGUUAAAAAUCAUACCUUUAGAGAUAUUUUUUCAUUGAGAAAUAAAGUCAUAAAAUAUAUUUUCAAAGCUCUAUACAUAUUAAUACAAUUUGUAAUAUACGAUAGACUUAUUACUGUUAAAUAAUUCGUAUCAUUAAUGAUGUCAACAAUUAGCUAUCUAGAUAAAAAAAAAUAUUACUAAAAUAAUUGGGUACAAAGUAUUAUAUGACUCUGUUUCAUAAUGUAGUACUAACAAUUAGAUAAAAUGAGUCAGUAUUGAAAAUUGAAAUAAUUAUCUGACAUAUUCUUAUGUAACGUUGAAGUAUGUGAAAUUUAACAUAUACAAUUACUUUUAUGUGUGAUAAAUCGUUGAAACAGUAUAUCUUUAUUGCAUCAAUUAAUUGAUGGACAAUAAGAAGUUUAAUGGGGCAAAGACAACUGCAAUGUAUAUAAUUAAAAAAAAUGUGCCUAUGUAUAUCAAAGUAUUUAUAUUGGACAAAAUUUUGUAAUUAAUACACGUAAGUAAGUAAGUAACUAACUAACUAAUCGACUAACUAACUAAUCAAUCAACUAAUCGACUAAAAAUACAAUUUUAAGAUCAGAGAGACCUGAAAUUCGUUGCCUGUGCUCUCGUUUUUUCCUACUUUGAAAAACUUUCUAUGUAAAUAUAUACAUAUAUAAAAA
Vespula pensylvanica (western yellowjacket) is the source of this 4253-nucleotide messenger RNA. RefSeq names its product orphan steroid hormone receptor 2 (gene Hr78). Gene Ontology annotation, molecular function: RNA polymerase II cis-regulatory region sequence-specific DNA binding; nuclear receptor activity; zinc ion binding. Gene Ontology annotation, biological process: regulation of transcription by RNA polymerase II; cell differentiation; anatomical structure development. Lineage: Eukaryota; Metazoa; Arthropoda; Insecta; Hymenoptera; Vespidae. The transcript has 9 exons. The record is from RefSeq and is a predicted model, not a curated record. Bases 446 to 2161 code for a protein of 571 amino acids.